Messenger RNA from Syngnathus acus (greater pipefish), 4685 nucleotides. It is a transcript of the gene ctnnd1, whose product is annotated as catenin (cadherin-associated protein), delta 1. Gene Ontology annotation, molecular function: cadherin binding. NCBI's taxonomy places the organism in Eukaryota, Metazoa, Chordata, Actinopteri, Syngnathiformes, Syngnathidae. Gene Ontology annotation, biological process: cell-cell adhesion; cell-cell junction assembly. The transcript has 23 exons. The record is from RefSeq and is a predicted model, not a curated record. Bases 292 to 3036 code for a protein of 914 amino acids. Gene Ontology annotation, cellular component: cytoplasm; adherens junction; nucleus.
CUCUGUUCUGAUUUUGAACGCUCGGCUGUGUUUUCAACGCCAUUGCUCGACGGCACCCCCAAGCCCCUUUUGUUUCUUUUUUUGCGUUUUCGCUGCGCACCGCCGGAGCUCACUUGUUACCCGAGACUGCGGGUCUAGAUUUUGGACUGUGCGUUGAGUGCAGUCGGCUGGGCUAGGCCUGAAACCACAUCGCCAACACUUAUGGACUUCGAAAAACAAGCCUAACACUCCCUGCAAACGGUAUAACAGAUUUUACCUGCUGGGACAGAGCUGUUGGAGAGUGGGGCAGGUAUGAACAAGCCCUUUGUUCAGAACGGCCGCCUUCCUUGUGAUGCAGACGUAGAAAGGCUAACACUUAACGAAGGUUACGUCAACGGGACACAUCACUUCAGGAUGGAGCCUGGUCAGAUGGUGCAGGAGACCUACACAAUGGAGCAAGACCACCAGGAGUCCAACCCAAUGUUAUCUGUGGAGACCAAUGAUGAUGGCACCACAAGACGCACAGAAAUCACGGUAAAAAAAGUAGCAAAGCCCAUUCCAACUCGUACAGUCAUCCCCUCGGUAUCCGACACGCUUUCCUUGGAUGGUGGUGGUUCGAUGACUGGUAUGGGAGCUUACAUCCCACCCAUGGACCGGGGCUACAGGCAGGCACCUGGAGUCGGUGCACCCAUGGAAUACCCCACCCAAACUGUGCCUCGCAACUACCAAUAUGGACCUCCAGGUGGCUAUGAGGACUACCGUGCCGGACCCCCAUCUGAAGCAUACGCAAGCCUUAGCAGGGGUGCUCGCAUGGACGAUCGCUAUAGACCAGUCCAUCCAGAUGGUUAUCGAACUCUGGAUCCGAGCUACAGAGCACCCAGCAGGAACCAGAUAGAUCCCUAUGCUGCUCAACCACAGGUUGGACGAAUGGGAAGUGCAAUGGAGCUUUCUUCAGUCCCAAGGUUUGUUCCAGAGUCGUACGGAAUGGAGGAUGAUCGGCGAAGUAUGGGCUAUGAUGAGUCUGAUUAUGGUAUGGGACAUCCAAUGCACUACAGCACCGUGCCCCGUAACAUCCAUGGCUUUCCCCAAGGGCCACCACGUCGAACUGGGAGCUACGAGGGCACUCUGGAUGGUGAUAUGAGUGGUCCCGGGGACAUGUACUAUUGGGGAGGAGGUGCCCCGAUAGCACAGGGCGAAAGAGGAAGCAUGGCUUCAUUGGACAGCACUCUGAGAAAAGGCCCAGGCCCAGGUGGCUGGCGUCAACCAGAGUUGCCAGAGGUUGUUGCCAUGCUUAACUAUAGGCUGGAUCCAGUCAGGAGCAAUGCUGCUGCAUACCUGCAGCAUCUCACUUAUAAGAAUGAUAAGGUGAAGUCAGAUGUUCGACGUCUGAAAGGCAUCCCGGCAUUGGUAUCAAUGCUUGACAACCCAAACAAAGAGGUGCACUAUGCAGCUUGUGGAGCUCUAAAGAACAUUUCGUAUGGUAAAGAUCAAGACAACAAAAUUGCCAUCAAGAACUGUGAUGGUGUGCCUGCCUUAAUUAGGCUUUUGAGAAAGACCCAUGACCAGGACCUUACUGACUUAAUCACAGGGACACUUUGGAACCUGUCAUCCCACGACUCUGUAAAAAUGGAGAUUGUGGACCAUGCAUUACACGCCCUCUCGGAUGAAGUGAUGGUGCCUCGUUCGGGCUGGGAGCGUGGGAGCAAUGGUGGUGGAGGGGAGGAAAACUGUAAGCCCAGACACCUGGAGUGGGAGACGGCUCUCACCAAUACAGCGGGCUGCCUGAGAAACGUGAGUUCGGAGCGGAGUGAAGCAAGACGGAAGCUGAGGGAAUGCACAGGAUUGGUGGAUUCUCUUAUGUACAUCGUCCAGUCCCAGAUUGACUGUAAAGAUGUCGACAACAAGCUCAUAGAGAACAGUGUGUGUCUGCUGAGAAACCUAUCCUAUCACGUGCAUCGUGAAAUCCCCGGAUGUGAGCGGUACCAAGAAGCUGCGCCUAUCAACCAGGGCCCGGCCCCGUCCAGCCAGAAGAGCGGUUGUUUCAGCUCACGCAAGAGUAAAGAUGAGUGGUUUUCCAAAGGAAAGAAAGAUGAGGAUCCAGCUGCAGACACAAUAGACAUUCCAAAGAGAACGACACCUGCGAAAGGCUAUGAACUUUUGUUCCAACCAGAGGUGGUUCGCAUCUAUACCUCUCUGCUGAUGGAGUCAAAGAACCCCACCGUGCUGGAGGCCUCAGCAGGAGCUGUUCAGAAUUUGUGUGCUGGACGUUGGACGUAUGGCCGUUACAUCCGUGCCUUGCUACGCCAGGAGAAAGGUCUGCCCAUGAUGACUGAACUACUGGCGCACGGCAACGACAGAGUAGUUCGAGCGAUGUCGGGAGCGCUCCGUAAUCUGGCGAUAGAUGCUCGUAACAGAGACCUACUGGGCAAACAUGCAGUGCCUCACCUAGUGGCCAACCUUCCUGGUGGCGGUCAGAGUCAGCCCGUGCGAGCACUAUCAGAAGCAACAGUAGUGUCUGUGUUGAGCACGCUCCAUGAGGUGCUGGGCUCUAGCUUGGAAGCUGCAAAGACUCUCAGGGCCUCACAAGGAAUUGAGAGGCUAGUUCUCAUCAACAAGGACGGUAAUCGUUCAGAGAGGGAAGUGCGUGGGGCUGGGCUCGUACUGCAGACUGUAUGGGCCUACAAGGAGCUGCGGCGUACUUUGGAGAAGGAUGGAUGGAAAAAAACAGACUUCAUGGUGAACCUAAACCCUCCCAGCAACAACACACGGACCAAUGGAGGAUAUGAGGACAGCACUUUGCCCCUCAUAGAUAAAGGUGUCAAAGGUGAACGAGACAUGAUUCCAAUGAAUGACAUGGGACCAGACGCCUACUCCACACUGGACCAACGAGGGAGAAGGAACACUUUGGACAACGCAAUUGAACCUGAUGAUAAAGAUACAGUACAGGGAGUGAGGUAUGGUGAAAGGCAGGCCGCUUUGCCUCUAAUGGAUUCUUAUGAUGAAAAACUAAUAGUGUGCAUCACCAAACGACAUCUACCCGCACACUGCCCUUGCUGAACUGACAAAGAGGGACCAGAACACUACCGAUGGGACAAACCACCACGAUUUUUAUUCAUACUUUCCUCUUAGCUCCUCAUGCUUUUGCAUCAGCUCUUCCCUCUCAAUGACAGUCCUGGUUUUGCAGCUGACAACUCAAUGAAACUCUAAAAACUGGAAAAGUGCUGUGGUUCUAUGACAACAAGAUUGUUCUUCUCCCUUACAUCUCUGCUUAACUACACUACGACUUACCUGGAAAACACUAAUGCUCUAUUUCAGGUCAGACUGGAUAAGAACAUGACGUUUGGGGGAAAAUCUCCGUGAAUUUGUUUAAACAAAAAAAAAAAAUUGAGGGCUUGUGUAAUCACCACCCCUUUUUUUUUAAUGGGUGACAACCACAGAAAGAUUUGUUAUGAUAGAAAAACUGUUAAUUGAUUGACUCUCAUACAUGGCUUUGUAUUUUGUAGUGGUUGUUCCUGUUUUUGCUUUGUUCUCUAAGACAUGUACAUGUGCCAAAAGACAAUGCCGCCGCUCAACUGCCAUUACUGAAUUCACCUAUUAACCACUUAAAGGAAGCUUUUUGUACAAUGUUUUUCUCUGUUAAAGUCCUAAGAGGCAUGGGCAUGCUGCAUUUCUGUAUUUGAUAAUAUUAAGGGGUGUAGGUUUUGAAUUCGGGGUAUCUUAAGAUCAGUCUUCACCUGUGACAUCUGAUAUAUUGCGCUAUGUACAACAAACUCCUUACAUUUUUGAUUCAGCAGAGGCAUUUUCUUAUUUUACUACAAGUCCAUAAUCUGAAUGUGUAAUACCGUACUGUUUUUAACAGUGCUUGUGUGGGCCAACUGGAGUGCCUUGAUAACUCAGGACAGGUAUGAUGGGUGUGUCAAACCAUAACGUGGCUUGUCACUCACCGUCAGCGUAGGGAAUGCUGGGGUUUUGUGUUACACAAGUUAAAGGUAUACAUCUGUUUUUUUUAAGUAGGCAUUGAUUUUUCUUCAUGUGCUUCAAAAACAAAACUCUUGUAUUCUGUAUAUGUGUGCCACAAACACAUGGCCUACCUGCCUUUAAGUAUACAGAACAGCACAUGGGAGAAGAAAGUUGUCCUUUUUGCCCACAUUCUCAAGUUCUGUGCUUACUUAUCCCGUAGAGGACAACACACACUAGUGCAAAGUAAGAUGUAGAUAAUUGAAAGAAAAAAAAAAUCAAAUAAAGCACGUGGUGAUGUUUUGUUUGUCUUUGCUUUAAUUUUUCAUGCCAACUGCCUAAUUUUCAAGUUGCCUUGACUGGACUGACUUCAAAGAAUAGCAAAUUGCAUGGGCUUGGUAUGUCUAUGAAGGCAUAGACCAGAGAAAUAAAAGCACAUUUAUACAAUAUAUAGACAAGAGAAUAUUUGUUAAUUUUAUGCCUUUAUGUAUAUUUUUUUUAAUAUUCAUUUGGGUUUAAUUAUUUUGGGUGUUCUGGGUGAAGCAUAUGCAAUCAGUUUUUGUUAGCUUGAAAAUUGUCUUAAUUAGAAGCUUAAAAAAAUCCAAUUUAUACAUCUGCCAUUUGUUGAAAACUGAUUAUAAACUACACCUUAGCAUUUCUGCCUUUGCUCCUAAAGUUGCACAUUCUCAUUUAUGAAUGACUUAUGUAACUAGCAAUAUUGUUUUUAAUAAAAAGAAAUGAAUUUUCAA